Messenger RNA from Musa acuminata subsp. malaccensis (wild Malaysian banana), 6157 nucleotides. RefSeq names its product probable histone acetyltransferase HAC-like 1. Gene Ontology annotation, molecular function: histone acetyltransferase activity; chromatin DNA binding; zinc ion binding. NCBI's taxonomy places the organism in Eukaryota, Viridiplantae, Streptophyta, Magnoliopsida, Zingiberales, Musaceae. Gene Ontology annotation, cellular component: transcription regulator complex; histone acetyltransferase complex. The record is from RefSeq and is a predicted model, not a curated record. Gene Ontology annotation, biological process: positive regulation of transcription by RNA polymerase II.
CUUCGUCCUCGAUCGGGCUUUUAAUCGGCGCUGCGCCACUACCAAUUAAAAGGAAGAAAAAGAAAUCCAAAUCAGGGGACAAUAAAGAAUUAAUUGGAGAUUUCGUUUCGGAAGAUCGAAUCGCGGAGAUCGGUCGAGAGGGAGCGUUAAUUCAUUGAAAGCCAAGCAAGGAAUUGGUAUCCGAAGAAAGGGCUUCGAUUCGGCCGCCGCUGGAUGCCUCCCCCCUUCCUUCCUGUCGUCGGAUCUUCGGUUGGUAAUUAGGGUUUUUUGGUCCAGGAACCCUCGGGGUUCCACGUUUUCCCCUUCCGUCGCCACCGUAAUUGGUCGGGCAGCAGAUGCGACGGCGACGAGCGAACGACGACCGGUGAUCGCCGCCGCCGUGGGAUCGCGUUCCCCUUCUGCAUCGAUCACUUAUCAGGAGCCGGAUGGCGUGAUCAAAAACGUCAGGAGUGACCUUUCUUAUUCCCAGUUAUUGGGAACAUCGUGUCUUCAGUUGCAAUCCUGUGUCCUUUCAUACUGUAUGACGGUUGUAUAGUGAUUGGUUUUGGAGUCUUGACAAUUGGGCUCGUAACUGAUAAAUCUUGGCAAAAGAUAUCUGUGUGAUUGUACCAAAAGGAAGGAAGAUGAAUGCACAUGCUCAUUUGGCUGGGCAGAUCACCAAUCAGAUGUCCAACCAAGUGUCUGGUCCACCUCAGCAGAUUGGAAAUUAUAUGGCACCCCAGAUGCAGAGUCUCGGACCUCGACCUGUAGAUUCUGAACUUCAGGAUGCUCGCAUUACCAUGCAACACAAGAUCUACAAUAUUCUUCAAAGACGAAAACAAAUGUUCCCUGAUGAGUGGGUACGGAGGCUACCAGAGCUUGUUAAGCGUUUAGAGGAGCGUAUAUUCAAGGAUGCUACAAGGGAAGAAUAUUUAAAUUUAGCCUCGGAACCAGUUGAGCUUCGUUUAUUCUCUAUAAUAAAGAAUGUCCUCAACCACAAUCGACCUUUAUCACAUCAUAUUACAUCUUCUUCCACCGUAAGUACAAUGAUCCCGACUCCUGGUGUACCAAACAAUGGCAGCGCUCAUGCUAUGAUUCCGGUUCAGCCAGAGAAUCCUACAAUUGCCACCAGCAACACAGCUAUUGCAUCUCAAACUGCAGCAAACACAGGAAACUUACUUAUAAAUGCUAAUGGCCCAACCGAUGCGGGAAAUAGUGCCUCCUUUAAUGCUUCAGAUGGAACAGUAUCUAGUGGCUACCAGCAGCAAUCUGCGGCUUUUACUCUUGGUUCAGGUGGAAGUAAUAUAAUGUCCUCAAUGGCUUCAACCAACAUACCAAGACAAUUUGGUCAGAUGAUACCAACCCCUGGACUUAAUAGUCAGCAGGCAAUAUCUGCAAACUCUGACUGUUCUAGUGGAGCUGGAUUUUCUAGCAAUGAGCCUUCUGUGGCUCCACAGUCAGUCCAUCAAAAGAAAUAUGUUUCCAGUCAAAACAGUCAUAUAUCACAUAAUCUUGGUGCUCAAAUUGGUGGUGGAAUGAGAUCCAAUGUCUUGCACAAGGGUUCCUCUUAUGGAUUCUCAAAUGGGCUUGCAAAUGGUGCAUUGGGAUUAAUUGGGGACAACAUGCAACUAAGUGGGCCUACAGCAUCGGAUGGUUUCCUAAGUCCUGCUCCUUAUGCUAGUUCUUCAAAGCCUCUGCUGCAGAACUUUGAUCAGCAACAUCAUCAAUCGAGGAUACCAACAUCAUUAUCACAGCAAAUAUUACCUAACGUUGAUGGUAAUACAGCAAAGGCAAAUGAUGUAAAACACUCUGAGACCUUUCAUGGACCUGAUUUAUCUGGUUUAUCUGCUAUGAGUAACAUGAGUUCUGUAAAUUUGCAUCCCAAGGCAAGAACAAACUCAGGGUUUCUAAACCAUCAUGCUAGUUUACAAUCAAUGAGACUUCCGCUGAAUGUGAGACCCCAAAUGACUGAUCAAUCAGAGAAUAUAAGUUACCACUCAUCACAGUCAGCCAGGGAACAUCUACUGCAAUCACAACAGCAUGUGCAGCAAUCUUCGCAACAGCCUAAUCAAGCUUAUGCACCAUUUCCUCAGAACCAGCAUCAGCUACUGCAGAGACAUCAGCAAAGUAUGCAGCAGCAUCAACAACUUAUAGUAAAUACUGAUUCUUUGAGGAAGUCCUUGGUAACUUCUCAUUUUGGUGAGCAGCUAAUGCCUGGUUAUGCGGAUGUAACCUGUUCUGACACUUUGAUUCAGUCAGCAGCUCAACAGGUCCGACCUCCAGAAGUACAGUCUCAAUACCAGCAGAAUUCUUCUUCCGGAGAUCAUUCUAAAAGUGCUCAAUUACUUGGUCACUUGCCCAGCUCUCAAGAUUUUCAUGUCCCAGUUUCAGAGGGUUUACAGCAGUUGCAUCCACACCUGCAAUCUGAUGGAUUUUCAAACAAGUUUGGUCGAUUAUCUAGCGGAUCGCAAGCAGAAGAACUCCUUCAGUUUGAGUGGCAUCCACAGCCACUACAAUCACAGAAGCUAGACAAACCACCAGGCCAACAACCACAGGAGGAGUUUCAUCAAAGAAUAGCAGGACAAAAUGAAGCUCAGCUGUUGCACCUCUCUGCUAGAGAAUUGGAUGCUGAACAUGGAGACUCUAUAAAACAACAAAACUAUUUGAAGCAAAUAAGGUGGUUACUAUUUCUGCAUCAUGCUCGCAGGUGUCCGGCGCCAAAAGGACUAUGUACAGAAACUAAUUGCAUAAAAGUUCAGGAGUUGAUUUGCCAUAUGGAUAUCUGUAAGAGUGAGUUGUGUAAGUUUCCACGCUGUUCCCAGUCUAGGAAACUUGUCAAGCAUAUCCGUACUUGCCAAGCAGCCGAUUGUCCUGUCUGCACUCCAGUACAUGAUCAUAUAGCAGCAAACUAUAAGGCCCAUGCUCGUGCUUUAUCUAAUACUAGUGUGGUAUUUGAAAUUAAAGCUAAUUCUGAUGGAAUGAAAAAAGACACAGUGCCUACUGAAAAUUCCGAGGACUGGCAGUCUGCAUCAAAGCGCAUGAAGGUUCAACAUGCAUCUCCUUUUUUCCCUAAAAGUGAAACUUCACUAGUCUGUGCUCCUUCUGGGAACCAACCUUAUGAUUUCCAAGAGGUGCAGUCCUUGGAGUGCAAACAAACCGGUCUGAACAUGUCUGCUAAUUCUGGGGUCAUUGUAAAGAUGGAUGGAACUUCUGGCUCUGGACAAGAAAAGAUACCAGUCUUUGGCAGUGACAUUGAUGGGAAUAUGAGUUUGCCAAGCUGUGAAAAAGAUCCUGAUGUUUCUAACACUGUUGACUCUCAUGUCAAACAAGAAAAUAUGGUGGUUGAUGAAGUUCUGGAUCAGGCUGCUGCUGGAAUCAAGCAGGAUCCAGAUAACCCUCCAACAGAUCAAGUAACUGCAAGUAAAUCAGGGAAACCAAAAAUAAAAGGUGUUUCAUUGACUGAACUGUUCACCCCAGAACAAAUUAAGGAGCAUAUAAUUGGUUUGAGGCGAUGGGUUGGUCAGAGUAAGGCUAAAGCUGAGAAGAAUCAAGCAAUGGAGCGCUCAAUGACUGAGAACUCGUGUCAGCUUUGUGCAGUGGAAAAGCUCACUUUUGAACCCCCUCCAAUAUAUUGUUCUCCUUGUGGUGCUCGAAUAAAGCGAAAUGCAUUUUAUUAUACAAUUGGAAGUGGUGAAACUCGUCACUACUUCUGUAUCCCAUGCUAUAAUGAGGCUCGUGGUGAGACUAUAGAAGCUGAAGGAUGUACAUUCUUGAAGACAAAGCUUGAAAAGAAGAGAAAUGAUGAGGAAACUGAAGAAUGGUGGGUGCAAUGUGAUAAAUGUGAAGCUUGGCAACAUCAAAUAUGUGCUCUAUUCAAUGGUCGAAGAAAUGAUGGAGAAGCUGAAUACACUUGCCCUAAUUGCUAUGUAGAGGAGAUAGAAACAGGUGAACGCAAGCCCUUAUCUCAGAGUGCUGUUCUUGGUGCAAAAGAUUUGCCAAGAACCAUACUCAGUGAUCACAUAGAACAACGGCUUUUCAGACGGUUGAAGCAGGAGAAGCAAGAGAGAGCCAAGCAUCUGGGGAAAAAUUUUGAUGAUGUGCCUGGGGCUGAAGGGCUUGUAAUUAGAGUUGUAUCAUCUAUUGACAAAAAGUUGGAAGUAAAGCAGCGAUUUCUAGAGAUAUUUCAGGAGGAAAAUUACCCUAAAGAGUUUCCUUAUAAGUCCAAGGCCAUAUUAUUGUUUCAAAAGAUAGAAGGUGUCGAAGUAUGCCUAUUUGGGAUGUAUGUUCAGGAAUUUGGUUCAGAAUGCUCUUUUCCUAACCAGCGGCGCGUCUAUCUUUCAUAUUUAGACUCUGUCAAGUACUUCAGGCCUGAGAUCAAAACAGUCACUGGGGAAGCUUUACGUACUUUUGUUUAUCAUGAAAUUCUGAUUGGAUAUCUUGAAUACUGCAAGAUACGGGGGUUCACCAGCUGUUACAUUUGGGCAUGUCCUCCUUUAAAGGGUGAGGACUACAUAUUGUAUUGCCAUCCUGAGAUUCAGAAAACUCCGAAAUCUGACAAACUCAGGGAGUGGUACUUGACUAUGCUUCGAAAAGCUUCUAAGGAGAAUAUUGUUGUCGACCUGACUAACUUGUAUGAUCAUUUUUUUGUGACAAUGGGGGAGUGCAAGGCUAAAAUAACUGCAGCUCGUUUGCCAUACUUCGAUGGAGAUUAUUGGCCUGGUGCAGCUGAGGAUCUGAUCAACCAGCUUCGCCAAGAAGAAGAUGGUCGCAAACAAAUGAAAAAAGGAAAAACCAAAAAGACUAUUACCAAAAGGGCUCUGAAAGCUGCUGGUCAUUCUGAUCUUUCUGGAAAUGCCUCUAAGGAUGCUUUAUUGAUGCAAAAACUUGGUGAAACCAUAUGCCCCAUGAAAGAAGACUUUAUAAUGGUCCAUUUGCAGCAUGCUUGCACACAUUGUUGCAUGCUACUGGUAUGUGGGACACGAUGGACUUGUAGUCAAUGUAAAAACUUUCAACUUUGUGACAAGUGUCAUGAAGCAGAACAAAGAGUUGAUGAAAGAGAGAGACAUCCUACUAACAGUAGGGAAAAGCAUAUGCUUUAUCCAGUUGAAAUUAAUGAUGUCACUCAGGAUACAAAGGACAAAGAUGAUAUCCUAGAAAGUGAGUUUUUUGACACUAGGCAGGCAUUUUUGAGUCUUUGUCAAGGAAACCAUUAUCAAUAUGAUACUCUAAGGCGUGCUAAGCAUUCAUCGAUGAUGAUCUUAUAUCACCUCCAUAAUCCUACUGCGCCGGCUUUUGUAACCACGUGCAUUGUCUGCCACCAUGAUAUCGAAGCUGGUCUGGGCUGGCGUUGUGAAAGUUGUCCGGAUUUUGAUGUAUGCAAUGCUUGUUAUCAGAAAGGUGGUAUUGAUCAUAUUCAUAAGUUGACUAAUCAUCCAUCGAUGGCUGAUCGUGAUGCCCAGAAUAAAGAAGCUCGGGCAAAACGAGUUUUACAGCUUAGAAAAAUGCUAGAUCUUUUGGUCCAUGCAUCGCAGUGUCGGUCUCCUCAAUGCCAGUAUCCAAACUGCCGUAAAGUCAAAGGUCUUUUCCGCCAUGGAAUACAGUGCAGGACGCGUGCUUCGGGAGGUUGUGUUCUAUGUAAGAAGAUGUGGUAUCUGCUUCAAAUACAUUCCCGCGCUUGCAAAGAAUCAGAAUGCAGUGUACCACGGUGCAGGGAUCUGAAGGAACACUUGAGAAGAUUGCAGCAGCAAUCUGAUUCCCGGCGGAGGGCUGCCGUAAUGGAGAUGAUGAGACAGCGAGCUGCUGAGGUUGCCGCCAAUUCUGGAUAGCAAACUGUACAGUAAAGGUUUUUGUUAGCCAGGGAUCAACAGGAAUGUAGCUGCCAGUCGACGAAGAUCCGCCGUCUGAAUGUGCCAGCCAGCGAUGGUUUCACAGAUCUGAAUACGACCGACGGACCGAUGUGCAUGGCAUGGCAUGGCAUAUGAUCAAAAUCUAUAGGAGUGGGAAAGCGGACUGGCUACAGAAAGUUUGUUUGCUGCGCUAACCAAAUCAGCUUUAAGGUAAUUCUUUGAUUUAACAAGCAGCAGUGCUCCACCAUACAUGGAGGUACGGAUGGAUGGUGGUUGUAUUAUAGAUGUUCUAAUUAAUCGAUUUCUGAGCUUUAAAAUCAGUGUUUUAUUUA